AUGAUUCAAACUCAAUAAUCUAAAGAAGAGACUUUUCUUUAAAUCACAAAAAAUAUAAGUUAAGUAAACAUUGAUAAUGAGGGGACCUUUAAAUAUAUUCUAAUUUUAUUAGAGGACAAUUAAAAUCAAGAAUUUUAUUUUGUAAGAGGUCUAAAAUAGUAUGAUUAUCAUGCCUAAAAUUUUAAACACUUUUGUAAUGAAGCCAAAAAUAAUUUGAAAUGGUCAGAAUUCACAUUUAAUUUGGAAACUGGAACAAUAAUGGCUGAAUUAAAUGGUCAUAAAUUUAGCUUUAAAUGUGUUGGAGGGGGGAGACUAAAACAUUCAGUUAGUUAAUAAGCAUUAGAAAUUUAUGGAUAUUCUUAAUCUUAUGGACAAUGUGAUCAUAAAAUAUCCUUGAAUGUAAUAAGAACAGUUUAUCAAUAUUUGGACAAGAAUGUUAUUACAAGAAACGAUGGUUAUUGA
Messenger RNA from Paramecium sonneborni, 462 nucleotides. The record is from the annotation of a GenBank genome assembly. NCBI's taxonomy places the organism in Eukaryota, Ciliophora, Oligohymenophorea, Peniculida, Parameciidae.